AUGGGCUUAGAAGGUGAUAGGGGAUGCCAGACUCGGAUGGGGUUGCAGGUAGUGGUGCAUAUAUGCUCAAUGCUGCAAAAAGAUAAGUCAGGAGUAGAUACCACAAGAUUAAACACAUACCUCCUUGGGCAUCGAGGCACAGAGUUGAGGCACAAGGUAGCAACGAAACCACAAGCCUUGGAGGAAGAGGGCAGCGAGAAGCAGCAGGUGCAGAUGUGUGCACACCAUGGACCUACAUGGAUGUUCAAGAAGGCGGGACACGAUGUUGUGGAUGAUCAUGUGUUAUCCAGAGGGUACUGGGAGGCGCUGCAAGAGCAUCCAGGAGGAAGCAAGAUCAUAUUUGGGGUUCGGGACGGUUCGCUGUCGUUGAGAUUGUUGUUGAAGGGCCUCAAGCAUAGUACGACUGCAUACAUCCAAGCUCAAAGUGUGCUGGACGUAGGCCACCCCUGGCCACCAGCUGACUUGCGCAUGUACAUGUGUGCUGCUAUGCGAGUAUUUAACCCAGUGCCUUACGAGGAAUUGCAGUUUGUUUUCGGUGCAACAGAGGCAUCAUCUUCUGCUGCCGAAGGUGGCCGUAGUACACCACCAACAGAAUACACCCCCGAACUUGAGACUUCAGAGCUUCCAUACUUUGCUGUCGAUCCUACGCUCCUUGACAAUGGGCAUGAUCCUACGUCGAAGAAGCGUAAGCGUGAUUCACUUAGCUCAGAGCUGGAGGACCACAAUAUGAACAUGCCCACAUUGACGGGUACUCAUGGACGUGCGGGGCACCCUCCAACUCGACAUUUCCAGUCCCCAUUCCUUCCAGCAUCUGAGAAGAUUUGUACAUCAAAUCAAAAGACUUCGAACGUCAAUUGUUACUAA
Messenger RNA from Suillus paluster, 864 nucleotides. RefSeq lists its product as uncharacterized. The transcript has 10 exons. Bases 1 to 864 code for a protein of 287 amino acids. The record is from RefSeq and is a predicted model, not a curated record. Lineage: Eukaryota; Fungi; Basidiomycota; Agaricomycetes; Boletales; Suillaceae.